Messenger RNA from Lolium perenne, 3723 nucleotides. RefSeq lists its product as uncharacterized. The record is from RefSeq and is a predicted model, not a curated record. Gene Ontology annotation, molecular function: protein binding. Lineage: Eukaryota; Viridiplantae; Streptophyta; Magnoliopsida; Poales; Poaceae. Gene Ontology annotation, biological process: positive regulation of protein catabolic process; protein ubiquitination.
CCAGGUUAUAUUUAUUCUAGCCAAACAAACAAUGAAACUAGAUCUUGAGGCUACAAAGACAAUGCACGAGAAGGAGGCAACGACUACCGCUUGUUAUGAAGAUGCUACUGCAGAUAAAUCAAACUCGGAUGGAUGUGAUCCUUGGAAUCCUCCCUAUCCUCCAUUCGUUCCUCCUGUUGGGACGGACCCCAGUACCAAUAUCACUUUAUCCUUUAAGUGGACAGAUGAGAAAGAUGCUGAACUUGGUGCCCACAGAGCAUCCAGUAUAAUAAUUCCAGACCGCACCCCUCAGACGGUGAAUCUUGCCUUCCACGAUACAUUGCACCGUUUGGUGCCCGCCCUAGAUAAGGAUAGCGUCCGAGGGUUCCUCCACUUUAUGCAGUGGUAUGGGCGGGGCACACGAUGGGGUUUCAUCAUCACCCCAGAGACUCUGAACCAGAUGAUUACGCAAAAUGCGGUGCGAUGUGUCAAAGUUGCCUUGGAGGGUCAGGCACCUGAGCUGGGUAGGUGCCGGGCCGGUCCCAACGUCAUGACCCAGUAUGGUUACUUCCCCCUCCACCGAGCCGCUGAAAUGUUCUCCGUUGACAUGAUUGAGUUGCUUAUCCACCACGGUGCAUCGGCCAAUCUGCGAACAGCAGGCGCCGAGGUAAUUGAAGGACUACUCCCACUCCAUGUUGCAGUCGACAACACGUGCAUGCAUAAGUAUCUGGAAGACAGUUUAUCCCCAAACCGUGAGGAUCAGGAUUACAAUGAACAUCGGGAUUGCAGUGAGUCAGAUGCCAACUAUAUCUUCAGGCUCAUCUAUCUUUUGUGCCUACCUGAAAUGAAGAUAUUUUUGGACACCACAAGGCUGAUCGCAAAAUACACAGAUAAUCUACUCAUUGAGAUCUGGAAUUACAUAAAAGAUGGAAAGCUUGCCCAGACAGCCAUUUUGCUCCUGGCUGCUCAAGAACAGAUCCGCAUGGGAACUUCCCGCAAGAAAAAAGGGAGUUGUAAACCGGAUGGGUUUCCUACUAUCUGUGAACGUAUUCUGGACAACAAUAUUACCUUACAGUUGGAAAAAGGCCAAGACGGAAUAGAACAUGAGCAAGUGGAUGCAAAGAUAAAGCUUAAUCAUACGGCAAUGAUGCUUGUUCGUGUCAUUUCAAAAGCUGGUGAAGGCCUUGAUUCAUACAUUCAAAAUCAUCUAGAGGUUCCCUACUUCAUGCAGGUUCCCCACUCGGAGGUCUUUGAACGUGUUUCGUCGAUUCUCAAGGAUAAUGGUUUUUCUCCUACUCCUGAAUGCAUAGACACUGGAAACCUCUUUCCCUAUCAUGAUGUAUUGUCCACUACAGAUAUACCGAGCAAACCUGGGGAAAGAGCUUCAACCAGCGAAUCUUUAGAAAUGGAUUAUCUAAGUACAGUAAAGGAUAAGGCUCGAAGAAAGAGAAAACCUAGACGAUGGGAGCUCAAAUUCGCCAGGAGAAGUUUCUUCCCAUGGUGGAGGUCAGUGUUGUCUGCCCGGUCUCCUGUCAAGGUUGUCCCAACGAGAUGGGUGCGUCCUACUAAAAGCUUGUAUCGUGAGAAAGCUUUGACGAUACCUAUUUCAGACGUGAAUAGUGAGAUAGUUUCGAAGAAAGCAACCGCCCAUGGAUCUUCUGCACCUCUUGUGAUGGGCAGAGUUCCUCAAGUGGGAUCUCAUCAUCAGCCCAGAAUGAUGUUCGGUACAACAGUUAGUUAUCAACCCAGAAGGUUGAUUGGUACGAUGGCAUUAGCACUCCUGAGAGUGCUGAAGAACACUUGAGUAUAAAGGUAUGCCAUGGGUGCCGGUUUUCUAGUUUGAGUAUUUGAACAAAUAUAUGCUCUGAUGCACCUAAGAACUGAACAAAUGGACAAGCUUGUACAUUUUAUUCCUUCAGUUAUAUAUAUAUAUAGCAAAAAUACGCGUAUCUACGUAUGGUGCCCGGGCACCGUGGAGCACCAGUUAAUUUACCUAUAUAUAUAUAUAUAACUUUGAGAUUGGUACUUCUUUUCUCUUACUAGUUUCAAGUGAAACUCAUAGAAAAGGAGUGAAAUGGUUUUCUCUCUCCUAGGUCCUCAUGCGUGGACCCGAUGUGUGCAGGAAAUUUGAAUUUAGUUGCUGUUUUGGUGUGCAUUGAGAGAGCAAGAUUCGGUUUGCAUUUGAAAUAUAUACCUAUAUGUAUCGCUGUGUGCAGAGCGUUGGGCCAGGCUUUGCAGUCAAUUCAAAUUACAGAGUACAGGUCCGUCGUUUUCUCGGAUGUCCGACUUGAAUCGGCCCGGUACUGAAGUGGACAUCUAGGUCGCUGUAUCCAGGUACCGAAAGCCUCUAUCAAUCGAAAAAAAAAGUACCGGAAAGCUAGAUGUCUCCGUCCUCUUCCAAGACAUACCUGCCUCUCCGACGGCCGGCGCCGCCGCGCCGGUGUGGUAGCCAUGGGAGACCAAGCUCGAGUCGAUGGGCACGGGUCAUGCGAUGGCGCGCCGUUAGGCGUGACCGAGAGUUCGACACCGGACCCGUCGUUCUCCGCGUUCUAGGGUUCCAGCCUCACUCUCCGACGGGCGGCGCCGUCGUGGUAACCUUGGGAGAUGAAGCUCGGGCUGAUUGGCACGGGGCAUGCGGCGGCACGCCGUUACGCGCGGCCGAAGAUGUCCAUAUGACACCUCAUUUCAUAAACAAUCAUCAAAAACGAGCAAUCUUUGUCACAGCCGGUGCAAAUAAAGGCAUUGUAGGUAGCUUACUGUCACAAGGUGAUGCCAAGAAAGUGUACUACUUUCCUCUGGGACCUGGGAUGCGCCAAAGAGGACGCAACGGCGCGGCUAUCCGUCUGAAGAAAGACGGUACUGACGGUGCAUUGGAGGCGGCACUGAAGCGAGAAGUUGGGAGUGCAGGCCAUUCAGUUUUUGCUCCGUAUGUUGGCUUGCAGUUUGACUCAGAAGUGGAGGCAUAUGAGUUUUAUAACAUAACACAUAUUCCUGGGAGAUCUGGUUCGGCAUAAAAAAGAGGAAGGAAGUAUGAAAAUACCAGUGACUAUAAGUCUCUGCAAGAAUUUUGAUGCUCAUGUGAGGGUCGUAGCCGAUCUGGGGUCUCUGAGACUGUCCGUAAGGAGUGUAAAACCAUGUUUCGCCUCACGAGGAUCUCUGAGAUAGAACUUGAGCAUAACCAUGUGAUGGAUGAUACCACAGGGGAGAAAAUGCACUGGAAAUGCCAUAACAUUGUUGAUCCGUCUUUGAGGCUUCUAAUCGGACAUAUGAGAGGGAACAGUAUACCCUUGAAUUAAGUUUAUGGUGUGAUGUGUGAUAUGCAUGGUGGCUCUGCUACCCUGCCUUUCAGAAAGCGAUCAUUAAAGAGUACCUGUUCAUCAAUAGCUCAUGAGGCUAGCCAAGAUGACAUUAACAAACUGAUGGCGUUGUUUGGAGACUCACAAGCUACAAAUGGUGACUUUUUUGAGUGUUGACAUGGACUCUGACCAGGGCUGACUAUGUAUGCUUUGGGGAUGCGAUCACAUUUUAUACUACCUACAUGAGCAAUCUGUAUGAGAUGCCGGUUGGUAUGUUUGUGGGCGUCAGAUCUUAUUUAGGCUAGGAAUGUCGUGUAGGGCUAAUCUGUUCACGGAUGACUUUGCAUUUGGCGGGCUGCCAUGUACAAGGUUGUAAGAGCGACUAAUGGUUGAAAUGUAUCAUGUUAUCUAAUUUAUAAUGCAGAUUGAAAGGUUGCAUUUUCACUCA